GGCUGCGGCGGAGCCAACGGCGAGCACCGGCACCGACACCGGUACCGACACCGCAGGUGAGAACCGACGUGACGUGACCUCAGGUGUUUGGACAGGUGUGAACACAAAGUGUCCGUUCAUCACAGCUCAUCACCGCGCACAGGACAGGAGGGACCGGAUCAGAGUCCGGAUCAGAGUUUGGACCCGCCCGGCGGCUGCAGACCCGGUCCAUGUCCGAGCGGCAGGCCUGAUCGGGGCUGACGGCGUUCGUGUCCAAUGACCUGCCAGUCCUCCGAGUCCACAGACAGCAUCGAGAGCGACAGGCGGGCCGACGACACCUCGAGGGCUGUGGACUCAGACGAGAGCCGCAUCGCCUCGGCCAUGAAGGACCUGAAGAACACAGGUUGGUACUGGGGCGGUCUGACCGCCAACGAGGCCAAAGAGGUCCUGCAGGACUCGGCGGAGGGCGCCUUCCUGGUGCGGGACAGCUCUCAGAGGGAUUACCUGUUCACCAUCUCGGCCAUGACGGCGGCCGGGCCCACCAACCUGCGCAUCGAGUACAAGCACGGGAAGUUCAAGCUGGACUCGGUGGUUCUGGUCAAGCCCAAGCUGAAGCAGUUCGACAGCGUGGUCCACCUGGUGGAGCAUUACGUACAGCUGUCCCGGACCGGGGACAAGGUGCCGUCCAACCCGCAGCCGUCCGCGGCGCUGCCGCCCAACGGCACCGUGCAGCUGCUGCUCACCAAGCCGGUGUACAUGACCACGCCCACGCUGCAGCACCUGAGCCGGGUCGCCAUCAACCGGACCACGAGGCGGGUCCAGGACCUGCCGCUGCCCAACAGACUGAAGGACUACCUGACGGACUACACCUACAACGUGUAGGCGGAGCUGCACUACACGAGCCAAUCAGAGGAGGGCGCCGCCCGUCUGACCGCCGGCCAAUCCCAUCAUGCCUUGUACCUACAAGGCUGGAUGAGGUCCGGCUGGUUCUGGAGGACCGGACCGCAGGACCAGGACCAAUAGGCCUCCGAACCGACCCGAGAUCAGCUGGACCGGAUCAGCUGAUCGCUGAUCAAUUCAUCAAUUUAUCAGAAAAAGCAGCUGAUCGAUCGAUUAUCAGGAUCAAUACUCUGCGUGAACGCUGACGUGAGCAGCUGAUCAGACAACAAACGCUCGAUUGAUUGAAACUGUCUCAUCGAUAUUUGAAUUGAUUAUUCUGAAUCGAUCAGAAAAGUUUUUUUUAUUUUCUGUCCAACAAUUUAAUUUAUUUCAGAUUGUUGCUCGUUAGUGAAUCAGCUGAUUAAACUGUAACGAUGAAUUGAUUAUCAGAAACAUAUUUAUUGAUUUUUGUCACUCGAUUCAUUUUUAAGAAAAUAAAAGCUGCAGUUUGUUCAGGAAGUGACUGAAACUCUUUCAGAAUAAGAGCGAGGAAACAGGAAGUGAUGCGGCCAGGUGUAAACAGAACAGACUGUACCUGCAGACGGAGGCCUCUGAUUGGCUGCUGGGCGGCUGCGACCAUGACCGCGUUUCCUGGUCGAUGAGACGUCCUCGUGUUGUUGUUGUCAGAGUUUGACCCUCCGGGCUCCUGUAGGACUUUGGACUGUCCUGAGAGGACACGAGCCAAUCACAGCGCAGGAAAACAAAGACACACUCAGGACCCGUUAACCCGGCUCUGAGACCAGGACCAGGACCGAGACCAGGACCGACUGUUUGAGACCAGGACCGAGACCAGGACCAGGAGCAGGACCGACUGUCUGAGACCAGGACCGGCCGUUAAAAACAUUUUAUGUGACGAAUCCAAUGAACAUGGAGCUGUGAGGUCACUCUUCCAGGUUUUCCAGGAUCAGGUUUCAGGUGGGCGGGGCUGUUCAGGUGUCUCAGGUAAACAGCUGUGUGUGUGUGUGUGUGUGUGUGUGUGUGUGUGUGUGUGCGCAGAGGGUCGCUCAGCUCUGAAUUCUCGUGACGACGUUCUUUGGACGGACCUGAAGCCUGUCGGCCGGUUCUGGUUCUGAUGUUUAAAGAUAUUUAUUGAUCACUGUGUUUCUGGUACAUUCACCUGUCUGUCUGUCUGUCCACCUGUCU
This is a messenger RNA of Larimichthys crocea (large yellow croaker), 2061 nucleotides long. RefSeq names its product suppressor of cytokine signaling 2 (gene socs2). Gene Ontology annotation, cellular component: phosphatidylinositol 3-kinase complex. Bases 256 to 861 code for a protein of 201 amino acids. Gene Ontology annotation, molecular function: 1-phosphatidylinositol-3-kinase regulator activity. The record is from RefSeq and is a predicted model, not a curated record. Gene Ontology annotation, biological process: phosphatidylinositol phosphate biosynthetic process; intracellular signal transduction. The transcript has 3 exons. Lineage: Eukaryota; Metazoa; Chordata; Actinopteri; Sciaenidae.